CUAUAAACACGUAGUCAUGAUUCUGUUAAAGUAGUUACGAAUCCACAACUUUCCCAUCAUUCAUUCAUCACUGCAUUCCUUGCGUUACCGAAUAAUUUUCCACCGCCAUACACCUGAAAACACUUCUCCACCACCAAGCUCCACCGCAUUGCAGUCAUGUCCCACGGCGGAACCCUUCCCCAGGAUAUGAUCACCGAGAUACUCUCUCGACUGCCCGUCAAAUCUCUUUGCCGUUUCAAAUGCGUUUCUCCCUCAUGGAAAAUCCUGAUCUCUUCCCCCUAUUUCGCCAAAACCCACCUCAACCGAACCAAAACCCUUAAAAACCCUAGAAACCUCAAUAAAAAAAUCCUCCUCAUGGCCUACAAUCUCUACUCCGUUGACCUCGCCCACACGAAUCCGACCGCCACAAAGCUUAUUCUCCCCACGGCGGAACAACGACUACAGCAUCAGGUACGCGUUGUGAACUCCUGCGAUGGUUUGGUGCUACUUUCAAUUCGACGCGGCUCCGAGUUGUUCUUGUUGAAUCCAUCCACCAGAGAAUGCAAGAAACUCCCCAUAUUUCCUUUUGUCGUCGAUUCUGCUGAAUAUCUGGACGCGAAUCUUUACGGCGUGGGAUACGAUUCUUCCACGGAUGAUUACAAGGUCGUGAUUGUCUCCCGGAAAAUCGUGGCCGUCUAUUCACUGAGAACUGAUUCUUGGAGGAGAAUUCAGGACGUUGAUUUUUCCCUUAAGGAGAGCAGUGGUAGGGUUUUUGUUAAUGGAUGUCUCCAUGGAAUUUGUUGGAGGGAUAGUUGUCAUAGGAUUGUUGCUUUCGAUUUGUCGGAUGAGGUUGUAAGGGAAGUUCCACAACCGCCUUGGUAUUGUGGAAUUGGAUCCGAGAUUGCGUCUUAUUGGGUUGCAGUUCUUGGGGGUUGUCUCUGUUUGGUUGACAAGCGGGCGCCUGAGUUUUGGAAGAUGAAGGAGUAUGGGGUACGAGAGUCGUGGACGGAAUUUAAGAUCCGGUCCGGGUUGUUUAAAGCUCAUUUGUUGUGUUUGUUAGCGGAUGACGAAUUCUUGUUGAGAACCACUCCGGGGAGAGGACUUAAGCAAUGGGUUGUCUACAAUCAGCAAAAGAACACGGUGAGGAACAUGGUGGUCUGUGGCAUUCCAGAUCAGUUUUCGUUUCAGGACACCUAUGUGGAGAGCCUCAUCUCUCCUCAUCAUGGAGGACAGGAGGAGGGAAUGGGAGGCAAUGAAUGAGAAUUUUCUUUAGGUAUUUCGGUGAAAUACAAGUGGCUAUUGACUUCUUUUGUUGAUAAACAGUUGUGCGAGCUUCUAUAUUUCAACCUUUUUGGAAGUUGUACAUCAUUUUCAUAGAUGUGUUAUGGGGAUGUUGUCAGGUGUUCAUGCUCCAA
Molecule: messenger RNA, 1394 nt
Organism: Rhododendron vialii
Lineage: Eukaryota; Viridiplantae; Streptophyta; Magnoliopsida; Ericales; Ericaceae
Product: F-box/kelch-repeat protein At3g06240-like
Exons: 1
Coding region: 157-1239 (360 amino acids)
Molecular function (GO): protein binding
Source: RefSeq, a predicted model, not a curated record